This is a messenger RNA of Arabidopsis lyrata subsp. lyrata, 1736 nucleotides long. RefSeq lists its product as uncharacterized. The record is from RefSeq and is a predicted model, not a curated record. The transcript has 5 exons. The coding region runs from base 308 to 1495 and encodes 395 amino acids. Lineage: Eukaryota; Viridiplantae; Streptophyta; Magnoliopsida; Brassicales; Brassicaceae.
UUUGCUAAAAGAAUUAGGGAAGAACAAAACGGAAACGAACCCUACUUGUUGUUCCUUCUUCAUCGGUCUCCGGUCUGCGCCGUGUUUUGCGUCUCUCUCAAACUCCGAUUCUCUAUUUUCCGACCAACAGAGAGUAGCGACUGGUUCGUUUCUGUAAAUUUCUGAUAUUUAUCGCUUUUCUCUAGGGUUUUUCUAAGGUUUUACUUGGAAUCCAAAAAGAUGUUUAUUGUGAUGUUUAGCUAGUUAUGGAAUUGUUGGGUGGAGUUGAUCGCAGUGACGUACAAGUAGCAUACUUUCGAGUGCAGUGAUGAUUCUGAAGCAGCUGAAACAAUUUACCUUUUCUGCUACACGCAGAAAUGUUGAUGUUAAACGGCUUGCAAGGUUCUAUGGCUCUCCUGCUGUUUGCGAAUCUUUAACAACCUCUAAAGCUUACAAAAGACUCUCAAGAGAUGAUCGGCGAGCUUUGGUGGAGUCUUUUGUCAACGAAUACAGAGCAAAUAAUGCUGGUAGAUUCCCUUCAUUGAGUUCUACUCGCAAGGAAGUGGGGGGCUGUUAUUACGUUGUCAGGGAAAUCCUUCAAGAGCUGAAACUCAAACCAAAAGCACCUAUGCCAAUCGUAGCUAAAGCCCUCUCAGAAGUCUCUCCUUCUGUACCAUGUGAUGCUUCCUCACACUUUUCUCCAGCACCUGUGCCAAUCGUAGCUAAACCCCUCUCAGAAGUCCCUCCUUCUGUACCAGAUGAUGCUUCCUCACACUUCUCUCCUGUGGUUGUUGAACCUGAGAUUCAAGCUGGCAGUCUGGGUAUUGAGACAGUAAAUGAGCAGAAGCAGGAUAUAAUAGAUACUUCUCACUCUAAUUCUGAUGAUGAAAGUAAUCUCCAGGGAAACAACCUUGUCAUUUCUGCAACAGAUGACAAAAGAGAAACAGAGACAACUCAGAGAAUAGAAGUAGAGGUAUGUCUAAAAAACUCAGAGACUGAGGAAGAGGGAAACUUGACGCACAUAGGUAAUCAAGAGUCAAAAGCAGACCAUCUUGGAGGAGCUGCUGGAACCGGUGACAAAAGACAAACAGAGACAACUCAGGGAAUAGAAGUAGAUGUAUGUUCAAACAACUCAGAGACUAAGGAAGAGGGAAACUUGACGCACUUAGGUAAUCAAGAGUCAAAAGCAGACCAUCUUGAAGGAGCUGUUGCAACAGAUGAAAAAAGAGAAACAGAUACAACUCAGGGAAUACAAGUAGAUAUAUCUUUAAAAAACUCAGAGACUGAGAAGGAGGGAAACUUGACGCACUUAGGUAAUCAAGGGUCAAAAGCAGACCAUCUUGAAGGAGCUGCUGUUUCAGCAGAUGUUGUGCCUACUGAGACCAGACAAGUUUCAGAGGCAGGAGCCGGUGAGGCGAAAGAGACGGAAGCUGGUGAGGUGAAAGAAAGGUCAAGUGCGUGGAGCAACAUAAUGUCAUUUGCAAAAGAAUUUACGAACUUUUGGAGAAAAAUGUAGAUAUAGCCGGGGAGCUUUAGAUACGCUCUGAAGGGGGUAGGUAGAGGUGUGUGAAGUACACUAGUAGAGGUGUGUGAAGUACACUAGUAGAGGUUGUUUUGAUUUGACCAUUUUGCGCAAAGGUUUGGUAUCUCCCAAGAUGUCUUAAAUCUAUACUAUUAUUGUCCUGCUGGCAAUGAGUCUAUAGAUUAAAACACAACAAUUUUAGAGGCUAGUUUUGUGAUUGACCAUUUUGUACAAA